This is a messenger RNA of Cariama cristata (Red-legged seriema), 172 nucleotides long. Its product is annotated as feather beta keratin. NCBI's taxonomy places the organism in Eukaryota, Metazoa, Chordata, Aves, Cariamiformes, Cariamidae. The record is from RefSeq and is a predicted model, not a curated record. The transcript has a single exon. Gene Ontology annotation, molecular function: structural constituent of cytoskeleton. The annotation marks the transcript as partial. Gene Ontology annotation, cellular component: intermediate filament.
AUGUCCUGCUAUGACCUGUGCCGUCCCUGUGGGCCAACCCCCCUUGCCAACAGCUGCAACGAGCCCUGCGUCAGGCAGUGCCAGGACUCCCGAGUGAUUAUCGAACCAUCUCCCGUGGUGGUGACCCUGCCCGGACCCAUCCUCAGCUCCUUCCCCCAGAACACCGCCGUGG